AUGGCUUCGAUUCUGGACCAGCUCCCUAUUCCCACCGUGGAUCGCCCCUUUGGCAUCCACCUGUGGCCCAUCUUCGACAAGGCUUGGACUGCCGUCGUUGGCUACCCUGCCGACGACUUCAAGUUCGUGCCCUUUGAGACCCCCAUGUCUACUCUCAAGUCGACCUCCAUCUUCAUCGUCGUCUACUAUGCCAUCAUCUUUGGUGGCCGCGCCCUCAUGCGCAACCGCGAGCCCUUCCAGCUCAAGACGCUCUUCCUCAUCCACAAUUUCUACCUCACUGCCAUCAGCGGUAUCCUCCUGGCUCUCUUCAUUGAGCAGCUCGUGCCCACCCUCGUCCGCGGCGGCAUCUUCCACGCCAUCUGUGACCACUCAGGCGGUUGGACCCAGCCUCUGGUUGUCCUCUACUACUUGAACUACCUUACCAAGUACCUUGAGCUCCUCGACACCGUCUUCCUUUUCCUUAAGAAAAAGCCUCUUACCUUCCUCCACUGCUACCACCACGGCGCCACCGCUCUUCUCUGCUACACCCAGCUCAUUGGCUCGACCGCCGUGUCCUGGGUUCCCAUUACCCUCAACCUGACCGUCCACGUCGUCAUGUACUGGUACUACUUCCAGAGCGCCCGUGGCAUCCGCAUCUGGUGGAAGGAGUGGGUUACCCGUCUCCAGAUCAUCCAAUUCGUCAUCGAUCUCGGCUUCGUCUACUUUGCCUCGUACACCUACUUCACAUCGACCUACUUCCCCUCCAUGCCCAACGCUGGCAGCUGCGCCGGCGAGGAGUUUGCCGCCUUCGCCGGCAUUGGUAUCCUGUCUUCGUACCUGGUGCUCUUCAUCUCCUUUUACUUUGCCACCUACAAGAAGGGCAGCAAGCAGACCACCCGCAAGUCGCUGCGCCGCAUGUCGCAGGCUCCUCUGCCCGAUCCCCUCGCCGUCGCCGCUGCCACCAACGGCCACGCCAACGGCAAGACCAACGGUGCUACCACGACUGGUGCCAAGACCAAUGGCACCACUACCCGCUCCCGCAAGGCGUAA
This is a messenger RNA of Akanthomyces muscarius, 1029 nucleotides long. RefSeq lists its product as uncharacterized. Gene Ontology annotation, molecular function: fatty acid elongase activity. The transcript has 3 exons. The record is from RefSeq and is a predicted model, not a curated record. Bases 1 to 1029 code for a protein of 342 amino acids. Gene Ontology annotation, biological process: fatty acid elongation, polyunsaturated fatty acid; sphingolipid biosynthetic process; very long-chain fatty acid biosynthetic process. Gene Ontology annotation, cellular component: endoplasmic reticulum membrane. NCBI's taxonomy places the organism in Eukaryota, Fungi, Ascomycota, Sordariomycetes, Hypocreales, Cordycipitaceae.